Molecule: messenger RNA, 673 nt
Organism: Anarrhichthys ocellatus (wolf-eel)
Lineage: Eukaryota; Metazoa; Chordata; Actinopteri; Perciformes; Anarhichadidae
Gene: serf2b
Product: small EDRK-rich factor 2b
Exons: 3
Coding region: 129-332 (67 amino acids)
Source: RefSeq, a predicted model, not a curated record
ACGGAAGUCUCGCGCAUACUCGGCAGCCUCAGAGGCGCAACGAAACAGCGACUGGAGCGACGAGAAGGGAACCGACUGCCCUUUGGCUGAGCUGAACUAUUUGGACGAAAGAAGCGGCGGUUACUAAAAUGACCAGAGGAAACCAACGUGAGCUCGCCCGUGCGAAGAAUGCCAAAAAAAGUACUGACAGUGGUAGAGGGAAGAGGGGCGACGAUGGGCUCUCUGCUGCUGCUCGGAAGCAGAGGGAUGCCGAGAUAAUGCAACAGAAGCAGCAAAAGUCGGCUGGAGGAGGGAAAGAAGAAAAGAAGCCACCAAGUCCGAGUACAGAAUGAAGUCGGGAGACAAAUUCAACUCAGUGCUUCAAUAACAUCCCAUGUUUAGCAUUCUCCCUGAUAUUUAUAAGAACGGUCAUUUUUAUCUAGCCUCAAGAAUCUAGGAUCCUACAUUCUUCCCCUUGGCAAAUGACAUCGCUUGUUGGAUUUCUAUUUACUUUUGUCUGAGCAAGUUAACGCUUGUCCCACGUUGGUGCUGCAUGCAUAGAAGCAUCAGUGGUGUAAGCAGCAGCAGCAGCAGGAGAAAGAAGAACAAUUCUUGACACGAGCACCUACGUAACAGUUGUGUAUUUUUGUACAAAAAUGUCCCCUGCUGGUUUCAAAUAAAGUGUAUCUUUUUA